AUGCUGGACGAGGCACAAAGGCUCCAGGCACAAAUGGAUCGCUACCGUGCGGCUGCAGAAAGUUCUUCUGAGGAUGAAGAAAUCACACGGUAAACAAUUUCAGCAGACCAUCACCCCAAAGUUCCUGCAAGAGAUGGACUACCAAGCGUCAGCUUUGGUCCAUCUUCAGCUUUGAGAUCAACUUCUCCCAACCUGCAGGCUGGUGGACGAUCCAAAUCAACUUCUCCCACCCCACCAGCUAGUGGGUGGUCCAAAUCAAAUUCUCCCACCCCACCAGCUGGUGGAAGACCAGUGACAAUGGGAGAUAAAGGUUUUGGUUUUGCACCCCUUUCCCGGCCACCGCCUUCCAAGAAGUCUAAGAAGGAAGAUCCUGUAGCUUCAGCUAUUACUUCAGUUGCUACAGCCGCCAUGGAUGUCUAUCAAAAGACUGAGUCAAUGAAUAAUGCAAGACACGAGCGCAAGGCCAAAGAUAGGAAUGCAAGACAAGAUCGCGAAAUGAGAUUGCAGAUUGAACAAGCUAGACAAAAUGAAGCAAGAGCAGAACGCCAAUUCAGAAUGCAGUUGGGACAAACUCGCAUGGAGAUGCAACUCCAGAUGCAGCAGAGCCAGCAACAGAUGCAGAUGUUUGCACUCCUUGCUGGUUCUUCUACUGCCUCAAAUCCUGUGAACCCUUUCAGCAGCCCCACUGCUCCUGGUGGCAGAAACAUGCCGAGCCAGCUUCUUUCAGCCUCAAUGGAAUUGCAGACCCAAGAGGCAACACAAGAAACCAUUGUCGGUACUGUGGAGUCGCCUCUUGCUGUUAUUGAUACUGAAGUUGAAAAUAGUGACAUAUCAACAGUGUCCAGUGUUUAUGAUACCUUUGAUCCUUCUCAUCAGAAGCAACAUUACUACCAGAAGAGCAAGAAGUUGACUGGAAUCAACAAGAUUACUCCUCCAAAGGAUGCUCCAAAGGGCCCUCCAAAGAAGUAG
Messenger RNA from Cylindrotheca closterium, 969 nucleotides. Lineage: Eukaryota; Bacillariophyta; Bacillariophyceae; Bacillariales; Bacillariaceae. The record is from the annotation of a GenBank genome assembly.